AUGCAAAACGCCAAGUCGUUUCUCAACGGCACUACGCCAAGUCUUUUCUCACUCAGAAAGUACUCCACACAAUCUCGCUUGUACCCCUCUGCCAAGCCGAAUAAUGACGCUAUCAGCCGCCCUCUCCUCUACGUCAAACUGCGGGCACUGAACAAGGGGGCGCCAUCAGACGGAUUUGUCCGGGCCCUCUACACACCCACUCCUCCCAACUCUCGCCGCAGCGACGAGCUUACCCACAGCGUGUGCAGCUGCCAAACAACCCCAUGCAUGAGGUUUCCCCGGAUCGCCGUACUAAAUACUCUGUUUAGGCUUCCCUUCGGCUACACCCGCAGACACUAG
This is a messenger RNA of Pseudozyma hubeiensis SY62, 339 nucleotides long. RefSeq lists its product as hypothetical. The record is from RefSeq and is a predicted model, not a curated record. The transcript has a single exon. The coding region runs from base 1 to 339 and encodes 112 amino acids. Lineage: Eukaryota; Fungi; Basidiomycota; Ustilaginomycetes; Ustilaginales; Ustilaginaceae.